This is a messenger RNA of Orycteropus afer afer, 2342 nucleotides long. The record is from RefSeq and is a predicted model, not a curated record. NCBI's taxonomy places the organism in Eukaryota, Metazoa, Chordata, Mammalia, Tubulidentata, Orycteropodidae.
AACUUUUUAUUGUGGUUUGUCCGUUCGGAGCGCUCCGCAGAACAGUCCUCCCUGUAAGAGCCUAACCAUUGCCAGCGAAACCUGCGCUGGGCGCUCCCUUCAUUACUAGUAUUUUUUUUUUUAAUUAAUCUGAUUAAUAAUUAUUUUCUCCCCCCCCCCAUUUAAUUUUUUUCCUCCCAGGUGGAGUUGCCGGAAGCCGGGGGCAUCUAGGGAGGAUGGGGGUGGAGGGGAGAGGCAGGAGUUGAGGGCACCUCUCUCUCCCUUCCCGACCCCCUAGCCCCCCAAGGGGCAGGAGGAUUGCGGGAACAGGAGUUGAGAUAGGGAGCUGAAAUGCCUCCGCCCCUCCCUUCUCUCAGGCUCUCCCUCCUCCUGCCCUCUUCUUGCAACUCUCCUUAAUUUUCUUUGGCUUUUUGAUGACUGGGACGAUCCUUUUUUUCAUUUUUAAAUUUAUAUAAAGUAUGUGUGUGUGUGGAGCUGAGACAGGCUCGGCAGCGGCACAGAAUGAGGGAAGACGAGAAAGAGAGAGUGGGCGAGAGAGAGAGAGAGGCAGAGAGAGAGGGAGAGGGAGAAUGACAGCAGCGCCCGCGGGGGCUCAACCCCCAGACCUCCAGGCAUGACGUCAGAAUCAUUUGCAUCCCGCUGCCUCUACCUGUCCGGUCCAGCUGGGUCCCUGCCUCGCCGGCCCCAAGGCCAGAGGGUUGGAAAUUAAUGAUCAUGAGCUCGUAUUUGAUGGACUCUAACUACAUCGAUCCGAAAUUUCCUCCAUGCGAAGAAUAUUCGCAAAAUAGCUACAUCCCUGAACACAGUCCGGAAUAUUACGGCCGGACCAGGGAAUCGGGAUUCCAGCAUCACCACCAGGAGCUGUACCCACCACCGCCUCCGCGCCCUAGCUACCCUGAGCGCCAGUAUAGCUGCACCAGUCUCCAGGGGCCGGGCAAUUCGCGAGGCCACGGGCCGGCCCAGGCGGGCCACCACCACCCUGAGAAAUCGCAGCCGCUCUGCGAGCCGGCGCCUCUCUCAGGCGCCUCCGCCUCCCCGUCCCCAGCCCCGCCAGCCUGCAGCCAGCCAGCCCCCGACCAUCCCUCCAGCGCCGCCAGCAAGCAACCCAUAGUCUACCCAUGGAUGAAAAAAAUCCACGUUAGCACGGUGAACCCCAAUUAUAACGGAGGGGAGCCCAAGCGCUCGAGGACAGCCUACACCCGGCAGCAAGUCCUGGAAUUAGAGAAAGAGUUUCAUUACAACCGCUACCUGACCCGAAGGAGAAGGAUCGAGAUCGCCCACUCGCUGUGCCUCUCUGAGAGGCAGAUCAAAAUCUGGUUCCAAAACCGUCGCAUGAAAUGGAAGAAGGACCACCGACUCCCCAACACCAAAGUCAGGUCAGCGCCCCCGGCCGGCGCUGCGCCCAGCACCCUCUCUGCAGCCACCUCGGGCACUUCUGAAGACCACUCCCAGAGCGCCACGCCGCCGGAGCAGCAACGGGCAGAGGACAUUACCAGGUUAUAAAACAUAACUCACACCCCUGCCCCCACCCUGGGCCCCGACCCUACCCUCACACACAAAUUGACUCUUAUUUAUAGAAUUUAAUAUAUAUAUAUUUUUGGGUUCUUUUCUCUCCCUCCCUUCCACCUUGUAACUUGUCAAUUCCAAACAGACAAAACAGAUAAACGAACAAGCCCCCUGCCCUUCCUUCCCUUCCACUGUUAAGGACCCUUUUAAGCAUGUGAUGUUGUCUUAGCAUGGUACCUGCUGGGCUUUUUUUUUUUUUUUUUUUUAAGGCCAUUUUGGGGGGUUAUUUAUUUUUUAAGGAAAAAAAAAGCUGCAAAAAUUAUAUAUUGCAAGGUGCGAUGGUCUGGUUUGGGUGAAUUUCAGGGGAAAUGAGGAAAAGAAAAAAGGAAAGAGAGAGGUUUUUAAGCCAAUUCUCAUCCUUCUUCUCUUCCUCCUCCUCCUCCUUCCCCCCUCUUUCCUUAGGCCUUUUGCAUUGAAAAUGCACCAGAGGAGGUUAGUGAGGGGGAAGUCAUUUUAAGGAGAACAAAGCUAUGAAGUUCUUUUGUAUCAUUGUUGGGGGGGGGAGGAGAGGGGGGAAGACAACAGACAAAGCUAAAUGCAUCUGGAGAGCCUCUCAGGAGCUGUUCAGUUUGAGGAGCCAAAAGAAAAUAAAAAUGAACUUUCAGUUCAGAGAGGCAGUCUAUGGGUAGAGUUCUUCCCCACCCCCACCCCAUCGUGGUUAUUGUGUUUUUGGACUGAAUUUACUUGAUUAUUGUAAAACUUGCAAUAAAGAAUUUUAGUGUUGAUGUGAAAUGCCCCGUGAUCAAUAAUAAACCAGUGGAUGUGAAUUAGUUUUA